CAGUCCACGACCGUUUGCCACGAGACUUCGAUCUCUGGUACGCAGGGCGCACGAAACCGAGAGAGAAAGAGAGAAACGCAUAGACUUCUUGCCGAAAAUACGGAAAAGAUAGACGUUUCGCAGUUAGAGAUACACGACCGGAUACGAAGCUUAUAUUCACGCAAAGAUAUACCGCGGACAGAGAGAUAAGGACAACACUUAGAAACACUUCGCGCGCGCGCGCGCGCGAGAGAGAGAGAGAGAGAGAAAUAAUCGCCGACGAAAAACACCGGUGACGGAGAACAAGGGAAAGAGAUAUAGUCGAGCGCGUCUCGCGAGAAAGACUGAAAAAAAGAGAGAGAACAAAUAUUCACAAACGACGAGAAUUCAGCUUUUAAAGUCUACAUCGACGUCAUCGUCGUCGUCGUCGUCGUCGUUGUCAUCGUCGUCGUCGUCGUCGUCGUGGUCAUCGUCUUCAUCGUUUCCUUCGUCCUCAUCGUCAGCCCUCGACCUCUUCGUCCAACGGCGAACCAACAGUUGCCUGUCGCACAUAAAGAUUAUAGAAGAAUUGUCUUGAUCGCUGAUCGUUGAUCACCAAACAAAAUGGCGGCUUUCGUGGCAAAGCAGAUGGUCGGCAACAAGCUGAAUGCUGUUAAAGGAGCGGUCGGUGGCGAAGGAGGAGACGAAGAUGACAAGGAGAAGGAGGAGGAGGCCGAAAGGGAAAGGCAAGAAGCCAUCAGGGAGGCUGAGGAGAGGAGGAAAGAGAAACAUCGCAAGAUGGAAGAAGAACGAGAGAAGAUGCGACAGGAGAUCAGAGACAAGUAUAACAUAAAGAAGCGAGAAGAGGUCCAAGAAAUGCCGCAGGAAGAGCCGAAUCCUUUGAUGCGAAAGAAAAAGACGCCAGAGGAAUUGGCGGCCGAGGCUGAAGCCGAGGACGAGGACGAGUUAACGAAACUGAAAAACGUGAUAGAGACGCACGUGAUGGACAUCAAAACGCAAAUCGAAAGUAAGUGCAGCCUCCAAUGAGCCUACGGGAGUAUAACACGGACGGCGAGCGCGACAUCGUGUGUCAUCGUGGUAGGGGACGAUGGGGUGGGUGGAAAAUGCGGAAGAGGAGUUACUGCUGGUGAAAUGAAUAGAGGAGGAAGAAGGGAUGAAGAAGUAAAGGGGAGGAAAUGAGAGAGAAGGUGCUGUCUUCGUCGCGUCUGCCGUACGUAGAUCGAUCCGAGCGUGUCGUCUAACCAUCGUUACUCGACCUUCGAAGAGAGAACGCUGGAAAGAGAGCGAGGAGAGAGAGAGAGAGAGAGAGAGAGAGAGAGAGAGAGAGAAAGAGAGAGAAAGAGAGAGAGAAAGUUCAAGGUCGAUCGCGUUAACCUUUCGGAGAAAGGAAAGACAAGUGCUUCGAGUUAUUAUCCGAUCGAUCGUCUUUCAUCGAAGAAAAAAAUAAAAAGAGAAGAAAAAAAUGAGAAAAAGAAAAUAAACGAAUAUGUUUUUGUUUUCUUUCGCUUUGAUUUUUUCUCUCUGUCUUUUUGUUUUGUCGUUUUUCUUUCUUCUUUUUUUUUUUUUGUUAUUUCUUUUCCCUCUCUUUUUUUUUCUUCGUCUAUGAGAGACAUCCGAUUUCACGAAGUAAAAGGUAUAUAUAUAUAUGUAUACAUAUAUAUACAUACAUAUAUAUAUAUAUAUGUACAUAAAUAAAGUAUAUGGCAGAAUUGUCGAAAACGAUCGUCGAUGGACCUGCUAUACGACAAAGAAAGAAAACGGAAACAAGAGUUGGAAACGUGCACGAGCAAGUAAAAAGAAGACCGGAAGAGGAAAAUGGGACAUGGCAGAGUUCGAAAAAAGGCCUGUGUGGAAGAAGAGGAAAGAGAGAGAGCCCGUGAAGAAGACGGAUUUGACGAUUCGUUUACGGGUCACGUCCCGUGAGAAUUCAAAGAAGAGACGAAAGAAGAAAAAGAACGAGAGAAAGAGAAAUAAAAAGACUUGGUCUAUGAUCGAGAUCGAUUACGAUGAAAAGAAUUUUCUUUCUACCUUUUUUUCUUUCUUUCUUUCUUUCUUUCUUUCUUUCUUCUCGAAUUUUCUUAUUUUUCACUUUUGAAAAGAGAACACGAGUUGACCAAGAUCGAAUGUGAAAGCUAUUCGACUACGAAUAUCGAUUCCGUAUUUUUCUAAGUCAAUCAGAAAACGAAAGAAAAAGAAAGAGAUUCGUAAAAGGAAACGGAUCUUUAUUCUUCUCUCUCUCUCUCUCUCUCUCUCUCUCUCUCUCCUUCUCUCUCUCUCUCUCUUUUUCUCUCUCUCUUAUUCUCUCUCUCCCUCUCUCUUUUUCUUCUCUUAUUCGGAAUCGUCAUAGACGAAUCGACGUUGCGACGCAAAGAUAACAAAUGAGCUUAAGAGAGAAGAAGAACGAACGAAUGGAAAGCAAAGGGAAAAAAAAGAAGAAGAAGAAGAAGAGAAAAGCGGAAGUAUAACACGAGACACAUACGUUAGUACCUAAGUUUCUAGUAAAUUUUUUGAAAAUGGUGGGUAACCUGCCGGUAGAGAGAACAAUGAAACAAACUAAAUUAAAAAAUAUAAAAAAAAAAAAUAAAUAAAUAAAUAAAAAGAAAAAAAGAAAACACACGAGUUAUGUAGUUGCUAGAUUUCGUGCGACACGGCUGUUUCAAUAAAUAAUGAGAUUAGGAACGAGGAGUCAGGGGGUUAAUAUUAAUUAAAGUAUUCGUAGUUAGCGACGAGUUAAGCCAUGAGGGAUCGAGGGCCAUGAACGAGUGGAGAAAGUCGAACGAGUGGAAGGAAUAAAAAUUAGAAGUGAAAAUAAUGAUUACGAGAAGGAAAAAAAAUUGAGAAAAUAAGCGUAUACAGAAGAAAUGAAAGGCUAUUGAAAAUUAAAAAAAAAAAAGAGAGAUAACUGAGAAAAGGUAACGAACACAAACCGGCGACCUUUGCUCUCCAUCCGUCCAAAUUAUGCGAUUUCUUUUUGAUUAAAUAGGAAAGAGGAAAAUAUUAGGUGGACCGGAAGGUAAUGUCGUUUUUUUACGUUAAAUUUAAACGAAUAAAUUUGUAACUUGUUUUUAUUUUUAAUCAGUGAUAUAAUUACCCUCGUUAUCAACAACCUUUUGCCAUCUGUAAUUUUCAAUGCCAGAUCGAUAAAAAUCAAUGUGGUAGAUCGGUUAAUUUCGUUUUCUUCGGACAGAUUAUGCGGGAGCCAAACACUUGUUCUGCAUAAUUUAACAAUCUGCUGUAAAUGUUCUGAGAUGGUCAAUCAUGGUUGGUUAAAAAUGUUUGACAAGUGUUCUCUAUUUUCUGACACGAAUUUGUUCCCAUUUCCGCUUUUAACACGUCAUUGUUUAAAGUUGUUAAUCUUCCUGAUUGAUACGAGUCGAAAAGAUCAACAUUACCCGAUCUAAACUUAAAAAACCAUCUUUGGCAUUUAAGAAUGUCUAAUACACUUGGAUGAAUAUCGCAAAUGUUUUUAAUAACAACUGUUGCGUUACUACCCUUGUAAAACUCAAUACUGGAUAUGUAUCUCUGCUGGUAUUUGGCUGGUCAUUCAUCCAAAAUUGCAAAAAAGAAAUUUUUACUUUAAUUAUUGAAAAGUAAACAAGUCACUCUAACUGCAAAAUGUUUUUGACACGGCUUUGAAGUACUCAAUGAGCUCACAAAUGAUAAAUAAUUAUUGAUAUGCGCAGAAACUACAUUACUUUACGAUACACCUAAUAGAAAGAGUUAAGAUCGAGAGAUAGAACCUAAUCUGCUCUCAAUCUUAGGGCCAAGGCGAGUCUGAUAUUCUAUUAGAGAAAAUAAACAAAGAAAAAAAAAAGAACUUUCUAGAUUUCGUACGAGACGCGAGCAUAAACGUUCGAUAGAAUUUUUAUCUCGGAAAAAACGAGCAACGAGUCAAUUUUUGCUCGUAAUUCAUUGGUAGUUAAAAUUAAAAUUUUCUCUCAUAGUUAGACAAACCAGUGGUUUAGAAUCUAACCGAAGAUGAAUGAAAAGAAAAAAAUAAAAAAAGAAGAUAACAAGUGGACGCGAUGAUCAGAGCAUUGACCGCCGGCUCGAAACGGAGAACAAAAAGAAACACGCGUGAUACUUUCGAUAUUUUUGUUCAUUGUUUUUUAAUCAGCAAGCGAGAAAAGUAGAACGUUCUGGACGAGAAAAAAAUGAAAGAGGAUUGAACGGCCAAGGGGAGAAAAAGUAAAAGGGGAAUUUAAAGGAAAAACAAAGAAAAAACACACACACACACCAAAAAAAAAAACAAAAACAAAAAAAAGAGUUAAAAAGUAUAGAAAAAAAAGUGACACGUGUAAAAGCAGUUUUUCUACGGAGGAUGGAAGACAAAAAGUAUUUUUUUAUUUUCAAUGUCGUUCCUCUCGAUGUUACCCGAAGGAAAAAAAGAAAAAAAAAAGAGAAAAAACAUAGAAUGUUCAUUAAAAGAGAAAAUGAUUAUAAAAAAAAGAAAAAAAAGAUGAUAACUAAAAAGAAAAAAACGGACUCUCCCGAUCUGUCCUCGAGCACAGUCUCUCUCUUUUUUUUCUUCUUCUACUUUUCUUUUCUUUUCUUUCCUCUCUCUUUAGGCACCUGUCCGCCGUCGAACUUCAUCGUCGACUCUAUACCGCAUGAUUCGAAGCAACGACCAUCGUUUCAAGCCUUACGUUUUACUGCUUAUCGAAAAACGAAACUUAAUCCUGACAGAUUCCCGACACGCGAGCCGUAAACCGUACGAUACGUGUAUCACGCACGAUAAUGUAAAAACGAGAUCGAGGAAAAUAGAAGAAAACCAAAGGAAAAAAAAGAGAGAAAAGAUAUAACGUGACGUAGAACGAUUUUCUCGGUGGAAUAGGAAUAAUAAAAAAGCAAAGAAAGAAAAGAAAAAACAAUGGAUAACGCUACUUGUUAAAUUAUGAGUUACGUAUGUAAAUCGAAAUGAAAAAAAAAAAAGAUGAAUGAAAAAGAAAAAUGCGGAGUCGAGAAAUAUAAUAUUACAAGUCGAAGGGCCUUCUUUCCAAGAAAAAAAAAAAAAAAAAAGAAAAAAGAUUAUUAAAAGAAAAAGAAAAAAGUAAAAAAGAGAAAAAAAGCAGAAAAAGAAAAGGAAAAAAAAUUAAUCUUUCGAUGUUCAGAACGCGCAUGUUUGCUUUACGUGAACGUAGUUACGCUUGAAGAAAACGUAAAUGAGUAAAUAGAUGAAAAGACUACUUACGUGUUUCUCUCGAUGUAAUUAUAAACUCUCCGUAUGAACGUCAAAGAUGUUCGCUCUUGUUGCAUGCACGCGCACUUUCCUGCUCUUAGUCGUCGAACGAAUUGAUGUUAUAGGCCGGAGGAAAUAAAUAAAUAAAUAAAUAAAAUAAAAAAUUAAAAAAUACAAAAAAUCCGAUCGCAGAGUUCAAAAACUAAAAGAAAUGAUAACGAUAAUUUUCGAACGAGAUAAUUUAACCCUCCUUUAACUUUUCACUAUCCAAGUCGAUGACGUUGAUUAAAAUACUCUCGUCAGAAAAAGAAAAAAAGAAAAAAAAGAAAAGAAAAAUAAAAAUUAAGAUAACCGUAUAAAUGUUCGCGGAAGUAAUCGAGUCAAAAGUUUUGGUAAGUUCGAGAGCAAAAAGUAGGGGUAAGUUCUUCCGUUCGACGCCAGACUAAAGUUUCGGAAAAAUUCGAAAGUAGUACUGAUCUUCAUUUUAUAUAUAUAUAUAUAUAUAUAUAUAUAUAUAUAUAUAUAUAUAAAGUUCUCUCUCUCUCUCUCUUUCCCUCUCUUUGCUAUGUCGUUAGAGGGAGAAAAAAAAACGACAAAGAUUCCAAACGGGCUGCAUUUUUCCGUCGUCGGUAGUGACUUGGCAGCUGUUUGUUCGUGAAAAACAAACCGAAAACUUUUCCACCAUCCGGGCUUUAAACUCGGUAGUCAGUCUUCUAUACGAUAAAGAAAAAGAGAGAGAUAGAGAGAGAGAGAAAGAGAGAAAGAGAGAGAGAGAGAGAAAGAGAGAGAGAGAGAGAGAGAGAGAGAGAAAGAGCGGAAGAGAAAAAGAAAAGGAAAAACUUUCGACGAAAGCUUAAAGCUCAUCCCCGAACGUGCCGACAUGGCUGCUGAAAAUUCGAUUUUACACUCCUCAAGAUUUCCGGUCACACUCCCGUCGAUGUAAUCUACUUACACACGUAUAAAUUUCUUUCCUUUUUUUUUCUUCAUUUUUACAAAUAUUUGAACAAACAAUUAGAAAAGAAAAAUCAAGCCGCAUCUUUGUUAUCUCAAUAUCCCAAUUAGUAAUUCGUUCAAAAAUUAUUAUAACACUGCGAUCGAGAAAGAAAAUUUCCUCCCCCUAAUCUCUUUGCAUGUUUAUAUCUACCUCUACUUGUCAAUGUCGAUGUGUCUAUAUCUCACUGGCCGACCCUUGUGUUUCGUAAAAAGCUAUCGAUAAUUUACGUCGUCCAGUUAUUAAUAACACGAAAAAAAAAAAGGAAAAAGCAACUAUCGCGAAGACUUGAAAAUACCUGAGGCAGAUUGGAUAUUUACGCUCUCCUUCUCCUUCUUAUACGAUCGCAUUCUACAAAAGUGGGAUAUCGCGAAAUGGAAUUCGCUUUUAAAAGGAAGUCAGAGAAAGGGAAAGAAAAAAAGGAAUAAAACGAAAACUCUAUUCGAAGAAGCAAAAGGAACUUCCACUUUCCACGUCCAUCGAACUCCUAAGAAUGGUCCAGAUGAUAAUCUCCCAGAUAGCUCUCUCUCUCAGAUUUAACGAAAUCAGAUUCACAAAAGAUUAUAUAUAUAUAUAUAUACAUACACACACACACACACAUAUAUAUAUAUAUACUUCAAGUCAAUUAUCGAAUCCAAAAGAUAUAUGUACAUUGAAAUAGAAAAGACGCAUACCUUUCUCUUGUGAAUUUUUCGAUAUAUCUAUGUAUGUAUUUAUUCUUAUUAUUCUUCUUAUUAUUCUUAUUAUCAUCAUCAUUAUAUAUAUAUAUAUGUGUAUAUUCAUUCGACGUCAUCUGUAACAGGACGUGCGAAAUAUGCCGGUCGUUUCGAAGUGAUCGAAAGCGAAAUGUAUGUUGCAAUUUCAUGCGUAUACAAGAUUCAAUAUCGAUGGAUUUUAUGAAUAGAAUUUCGAUCGCUUCAGAUGAUGAAUAUUCUCUCAUAAAAAUUUCUAAUGCUCCUACAUGCUUUCACUUUAACUCUUAAUCGUUUCUCUCACUUUCUCUCUCUUUCACUCUAUGUAUGUAUGUUUCUGUCUCUCUCUCUCUCUCUCUCUCUCUCUCUCUCUCUCUCUCUCUCUCUCUCUCUCUAUCUCUCUCUCCCUCUUUUACACACAUUUCGCUUCUCGCAAUAUUCUUCGUCUACUUGUACUCUAAUAUACAUAACUGUGCACACAAAUCAUAAACAGAUACUCUUAUCUCUAUCUUUCUAUCUCUCUAUCUCUCUAUCUCUCUCUAUCUCUAUCUCUCUCUCUCUCUCUCUCUCUCUCUCUCUCUCUCUCUCUCUCUUUCGUGUCUUUCGAUGUAACGUUCUAAUGCGCAUGUGCUCUGCAGGCUGUUAUUAUUAUACUUCGUGUCUAUUGUCGUGAUAUCAUGUAAAAUACCGAGGGAAGCUUCGACGAGUGAACAAAAACGGAUUAAGAUUAAAAAAGAAAGUAAUUUUUGAAGGAAAGCAUUUUCAAUUUAAAUAUAAAGAACACGUCCGUUUUCCCUUUUUGAAUAAUUUAAUCUUUUUAAAUAAUUAACACUUUUUUUAAUCUAACUCGCGUUGUUCAAAAGACUGAAAUUUCAUCAAAACGAAGUCCAAAAUCCUCGAGUAGAAUAAUUUAAUUGAUGAAAUUCUUUGACACACGCCAUUAUGUCGAACACGCCAUUAUCCAGAAAGCUUUUCCGUAUGUCACCGAAGAAAAUUUCAACAACGAUUUCGCGAUACGUAAUUCGUAAAAACAGCGUCACUAUUAUCCUUAUUAGCUGUACACAUUGGAUAUAACAUCUUUUAACGAGUAUACAAAUCCAUUUUGCUUUGAUUGAAUUCGAAAUCUCGGAUUAUCAGCAUAAUUCUCAAUGACGGAAUAUCAAUAGAAAAAUAUUUUUACUUCGGCCUGGAUCGAGGAGAAAAGUGAAGGACCGAAGAGACGAGGAGACUUAAUUAAAGAAUAAUAAAAAGGGGAAAAUUAUUAUUAUUAUUAUUAUUAUUAUUAUCAUUGAUAUUAUUAUUCCGACGAAGGAGUCGCUCGAAAUAAACAAAAAAGAAAAAAAAAGAAAAGAAAGAAAAAACUCGUCGAAGCUCUCACGAAAAGCAAUUCUUCUCGAUCUUUUUUCGUGUUUCUCGUUCUAUGAAAAUGUCAACUCUUCGAAAGGGUCGGCUAAAAAUGUAUAACCAAAAGAUGGUAUACUUUUUCCAUCUACGUGCUGUUAUUUGUUAAGCUCUUCUUCUUCGGCACGCUUGAUACGACGUUUGUAUCUCGUACUUCUAAUAUCAUUUAGACUACAAAGGAAAUAGAAAAGAGGAGAUAACAUCGAAUAUAUCGAAAGGAAAAUAAGAAACAAACGAGAAAGAAGAAGAAAAAGAAGAAGAAAAACAAGAAGAAGAAGAAGAAGAAGAGAAGAAGAAAAGAGAUCGAUCUUAUACCGUUAUCUACAACGUUACUGUUAAUUAAUGUCGUGUGUCGUUGUGUUGUAUCUUGACAAGAAGAAAUCAAUGAGUGUCUCUAUCCGUAAAGAAGGUUUCUUCUUUGCUUCGAGCUCGUUAAGGAGAAACUUUUCGACGAUACCGUCACGGUGACAAAAAUCGACAAGAAAAAAACGAAAAAUAAUAAAAUAAUUAAAAAGAAAGAAAAUAGAAGAUAACAAACUUGCACAAACAAAAGAAAGUAUUAACGAUAAUACUAACAAUAAAAGAAAUUUUUCAAGUUUCAAAAAUGACGUUCUAAAAAAGCACCGUGACGAUCGGCUGAAACACCUUUUCACUUUCGACCUACUUUCAUCGUACGUUUUCAGUUAAGAAACGGACAAAAUGAAAAAAAAAAAAGAGAAAGAACAAGCCGGUCGUUUUUUCCCCUAUGCUCGUUAAAAAAAAAAAAAAAAAAAAUAAGAAGAAAAGAGAGAAAACUAUCGGAAGAGAAAAGAAAAGAAAAUUCUACGUUUCUCUCUAUAGGAUAAUAGAAACUUCCGAUAGCUUAUCACCUAUCGUGGUGUUUGUUGAAAUAAAUAUAAAAAAAAAAAAAAAAAAAACAAAAAAAAGAAGUAAUAAUGAAGCAUUUGUUCGAAUCACAAUAAAAACAAAACGAAAUACUUUAAAAGAGAGAAAAAAGGGGAAAAAAUAGAGAAAAAAGGGAGAAAUACUAAGGGAAAGAAAAUAAUAGAUAAAAACGCGGUCCAGGGCAGGGGUCGAAAUUUUUCUCUAUAAAGCACCAAGUAGUAUAGUUCGAUAAUUUCACCGACUACACGUAAAGUCACCUCUUUCGAACGAUCGUGUUUUGUGAAUAUAUCGUGUUUUUUCAGUGCUAUACAUUUUCUUCUCUUUACACGCGUUAGUUGUCCUUCACGAUCGUCAUAAUCUAAAGUCAGAAGAGGAAGAAGUGAAAUAAAAAAAAAUAAAAAGGAAAGGAAAAGGGAAAGAAAGGAAUCAGAAAGUUUAUUAGCUCGUUCGUCACGAAAAAGUUAUAUAUAUAUAUAUAUAUACAUACACAUAUUCCUCUAUUUGUAUAUGUGUAUGUGUGUGUGUGUAGUACGUGUAUUAAAUCGAAAACUGGCUUGUAUUGCACGUGCUUGUAUAUUAGUUCGAUGUGGGAAACCCGCACGAGACCACUGUGGUUUUAUUCGCGAAUCGAUGAUAAAUAACGUGCACUCGGGGCUUUUUUAAUUUGGAAUUUUACAAAUACCUGCUGACCCUCUCAAACCGGUCGAUCGGAGAUACAACUUUUAUAUUUUCAAACCGAGGUAAUUAGUUAAAAUAUUAAUUAUUACCUCGACCGAUAGAUUUUCCAACUUUUUUCGCAGUUCCUCCUUUUCUUUCUAUUUUCUUUUAUGCUUUCUUUUUGUUCUUUUUUUUCUUCUCUUCUUUUUUUUACUUCGUCUCGUAAUAAUUAAAAUCGAGCGUACCCGAGACGCAAGAUCAAGAGACGCAAGGAAAAAAAAAAUAAGAGAAAAGAAUGAAACGAACGAUUUCUCGAUCUUCUCGACCGCACCAUCAUUUUCUCAAUUUUAAUCGUUUUUUUUUUUUUCGAUGUCUUUUUUUUUCUCUUAUAAUUACAAUGACUACGAUCUCGUUAUCAACAUCAGUACUAUACACACUUGCUAUACUUUCCUCUCUCUGUCUCUAUCCUUUGUAGUUCUUACUUCAGCCACCCUAAGCCUUCGCGCGGCACGUGGCACGUGAUAUUGAAACAAAUAAGUAAAGAAACAAAACAAAACAUAACAUAACAAAACAAACAAAAAAAAAUGAAAUAAGAAACAAAUAAUAAAAAUAAAAAACAUACCUUCUAAGCCUGCUCGAUUCGUAUUAGUAGAUCGCGCAAUCGAGUGAGAGGCAAAUUUUUAGAAAGAAAAUGAGAGUAAGAAAAUAACAUAUGGGGGUUUGACGAUACUCAAGGCGUUACACCCUCGACGAGUUUCGCUUAUUGGAAAUUUUUCUUUGUGCCAAGCUUCGAUACUUUUCGAAAGGAUCGAUCGAACUUCCUAUAGAAGAAAAAAAAAAAAGAAGAAAAAGAAAUAAAAAGAAAAGCGAAAAACGCGAAGAGAACGCUAUGAAUUUUCGUCGAGGGAGCAACGCAAAUAUGUUAAUGACAUCGCUUAGAUAUUUUAUUAAGUAGGUUUGAAAAUUACGAAGGGGGGGAUUAAAAAGAAAGAAAAAAAAAUUGGAAAAAGAUUAUAGUGAGAAGAAACGUUAGGUUGAACAUGCGCCGAAGUGUUAAGAUUAUUGUACUAUUAUUAUAAUUAUUAUAAUUAUUAUGAUUAUUAUUACGGUAGGUGUUUCGUUCUGUUACCAUGUAAAUAGUCACUAUGAGCACCAGCGCGACCCGCGUUUUAAUAUUAAAUGUCGUCUUAGGAAUUAUUCAACUAUGCGACUUGCGACGACGAUAAGGGAUGAAGAUAAAAAAAAAUUUAAAUAAAAUAAUGAAAAGCCAAGCGAUAAGAAAAACGAAAGGAUAGAUGAAGAGUGAUAAUAAACAAGAAAUCCAUUUCGUAUUCCUCGACACUCCGAAUUUUGUCUUCGUCUUCAUCUGAAUUUUAUCAAAGUAUGAAAAGGAAAAAAAAGGAAUUGACAAAUUAGCGAAAGAAUCUGAAUUCUUUUAACGAAGAAAAUUUUCUGAGUGUCGAUUGGAUAAAAAAAAAAGAAAAAAGAAAAAGAAACGAGAGAGGAAAAAGAAAAGAUAUUAAAUUAUUACCGGCGUAACUUUUGCGAUAUACCGAUUUGACUAAUUCAGAAACAACGACACAACGCAUUAUAAAGUAAUAAUUGAUAAACUUAAUUAGCGAUUGACGUAACGUUAUUACAAGGAUUAUUCUCCUGAAAGAGAAUUAUGAGGAUGAUGAUAAUGAUGAAAUAUUAUGAUGAUGAUGACAAUGAUAAAUUAUGAUGGUGAUGAUUAUGAUCAUUAUUAUAUAUAUUAUACAUGUGCAUAUUAUAUAUAUAUAAAUAUAUAUAUAAAUAUAAAUAUAUACGCGUGACACAGAAUAGAAUUAUGACAGAGCAAAACGAAAAAUAAAUAAAUACAUAAAUAAAUAAGAAGCAAGACAAGAAACGUUAGCUGUCGAGGGACUAUGAAGAUUUUUGCGAAAAACAUAACGAAAAUUAAAAUGAAAAAACGAAUAACUGGAAAGAAACGAAUCGCGAUAAAAUUAGAAAGAGAAACAAGUGUAAGUUUAAUAGGCUUAGCUUAGCAAAAAAAAAGAAAAAGAAAAAGGAUUCUAGGAUCGAUACGGUCUAGCUUUUUGAUCAAAAAGUCGAACAAGAGAGAAAGAGAAAAAGAGACAGAGAAAAAAUAGGGAAAAAGCUCGAAGCAGAAAAAAAAUAAAAAGAUGACACUGUUUUUUCGACUGCCACUUUCGAUAGGAACGUUCUGUAACGUGCUUACCAUCUUCGAGCGGACUUGUGCGAUUUUUUGGAUGACGACGAUAAUAAUUAUCGUCUAAAAGUUUUUUAUAUUGAACUGAUAGAUCCGAUAGGCCGUUUUACGUGUUUCGAAAAAAAAAAGAAAUGGAUGAGGAACGAAUAAAUCAAAGCGAUCGCUCGCUCUUCGAAACGUUCAUAAAUAUACAUAAACAUGUAUUUACACAAAUUUUUAAAGUUCAUGUAACCUUGUACUUAUUUACUUAAAUAUUAUAUACUUGUUACCUUAUAUCCUAUUAAACGUAUCAAAUCGAUGUUUCUUCUCCUAACACAAAACAACCUUCUAAAGAUAGGAUAAUAUAAAAAAAGAAAGAAUAUAUAAAAAGAAACGUUCAAACAAAUGGAUCCGAACGAACGGAGCGAGUGAUCGAGCGAAACAUGCGCAUUUCGAAAUUUGUUGAACCAAGAAGCAAUAUUACGGAUGCCUGUAAUAAUAAUAAACGUUAUUAUAUGGAGCCUUUUAACCAAAAAGCAAAGAACCGACCAGCGAGCGAAGCACGACGACAAUGCGUAUAUAGAUUCUAUAAGCAGUGUAAAGUUUAAGGUCCGAUAUACGCGUAUUAUGAAUUAAAAUGAGCAAGAAAAAUGAGAAAACGAAGAAAAAAAAAGAAACUAACACAUACAGCCUGAGUCGCGAGACAACAUACAGGACAACGAUACACGUACUCACUUACUCACUCACUCACUUACUCACUCACGUACGUACAGAUACAAAUACACAGAAAUAUACAAAUAUACAAAAUAUUUUCGGUGUUCCUCCAAGCAUCUAAUCUUAAAAAAAAGAAUAAUACUAAUACUAAUAAUAAUAAUAAUAAUAAUAAUAAUAAUAAUAAUAAUAAUAAUAAUAAUAAUAAUAUAAUGUAAUAAUAAUAAUAAUAAUAAUAAUAAUAAUAAUAAUAAUAAUAAUAAUAAUCACGACACAGAAAGAAAAGAAGAGGAAAGUACACCGACACGAAACACGACGAGAAUAUAUCGCGACAAAAGACCAAGAAUACGUAAAUUCAGUGAUGUUCGCGCGCGCGCGUGAUUACGAAUAAAAAAAAAGAAACAAUAGCGAAACACGAUGAAAGUCUCUUUAUUCGUACGUGUGUAUGUGCUGUGCUUAGAAAAAUAAAAAGCGAGAUUGAAAGUGUGCUUUCGGUGGAAAGGAAAAAUAUUUCUGCUCAACUAUCAAUUUUCAUUUUCUUUUCUCUUUGUUUUCCUCUAGUUUCAUUUUUUUUCUUCGUUCCGCUAAUCGAUUGUCAACGAUCAUUACGAAUUGUAAACGUUCGACAAAGACGAACGAAUCUUUGAUAGGAGUUCGGAUAUUUCAGAACUUCUUCGAAGGGAAUGAAUUUUUUAAGUAUGUAACUUUCCGAUCGACGAUCAUGGCGACCUUUUGGCAUGCUCUAAAGAUCGCACGAAGCUUGCUCGCGCAAAGAUAAGUGAAAAAAAAAGCGAGAUUUUCUCGUAGGGAAAGAAAAAAAAAGAUAAAAGAGAAUAGAGAAAAAAUGAGCGAGGGUUGGACGCGAGUAGUGGGGAGAGUGAAUGAGACUGAGGGUACGGGAAAGAAAAAAAGUAAUAAAAAAUAAAAGAACAGGAAGCGAAAAGAGGGUAGAGAGAUUAAAAUAUUAAAAGAAAAAAAAAAGAAAAAAAAGAAAAAAAAUCCCCUUGUAUAAAGUAGUGAGCGUAGUAGUGGCUAAACAAACAAACAAGCGAACAAACCAAAAUAAAACAAAAUUACUGAAUUAUUGAUACCGGAAAUCACGCAAACGAGUUUGUUGUUGAACAUAAUUAUAUAUUGUAUAACAUUUAAGGGAUAACGCGUACAUACAGAAGAGUAACGAAGAAGAUGCGAAAAAAAAAUAAAAAGAGAGAGAAGAGAAAGCGAAAGAAACGGUUGGAGACGAAGGAUUAAAAAGAAUGACGAUGAUGAUAAUAUUAUAUAUACAUAUUGUUGUUAGAUAUAUACAUAUUAUAUAUAUAUAUAUAUUGAUAUAAAAAUGAAAUAAUUUAGGCGUUAAGCAGCGACUCAUUUACACGUAUAUAUUUACACGUACACACACGAACAAAUACACGAACACCGUUCCUACACACAUGUUCAAACUUUCAAGGAAACGUUUUAAAAAUGAGAUCAUUCAUUUACACUAAUAAUGAUGUAUCCUAAUAACAUGUUACACUAAUAACAUGUAUGUACAUAUGUAUAUAUAUAUAUAUAUAUAUAUAUAUAUAUAUAUAUAUACAUACGAUAGUAAAUACAAAUAUGUAUCUAUAUGUACGUGUACGUACAUACAAAUAAAAAAAAACGAUAUAAACAGGCAGCGACCCAAAAAGAUAUUACACAACACGAAAUUCAACACGACAUGCGAAAUUUUUUUGUUUGUUUGUAGCUAUGUCCGCGCGUAGAGAGGGAAGGGGGUGCUCGUAAUCAUUAAAAAAAAAAAAAGAAAGAAAGAAAGAAAAAAAAUAAAGAUAAAAAAUUAGGUACACGCUGUUGGAUAGUAAUACGGCUCGUUUUAACGUGAAAAAUACAAGGAGACCUACUUUUUUGCCAUUCGUUGCUCGUCUUGACCCUUAAAACGAUGUAUACGCGAGUACGAAAGAGAAAAACAGAGAUAGAAAGUAGAGAAGUUAUAAAAAAAAAACAAAAAAAAGAAAAGAAAAAGAAAACAAGAAAAGAUAAAUAUCAGGAAUUUCGUGCAAGUUCUAAGUAAAACGAGUCGAAGCGCUUUUACCACCGAAGUCGAACAUCUUUUUUCUCUUCGUUUAAAGAGGAAAGGAAAGCGAACAAAAAAUCGGAAGAAAAAGAAAAAAGAUAGUAAAAGGUUUCGACUCUUGCAUAGGAUCGCGUUUUAAGGGUCGAGAUGGAGCCCGUUACGACUCGCCAUUUCAAGAAGUCGGAUCGGAAUCUAAAGAGCCGUAAACGAAGGACGUAAACGUUAGAGGUGAAAGAACAAAAGCGAGAAAAGAAAAAAAAAAUAGUAUGAUAUAACGAAAACGUGAGAAAGAGAUAUAUAUAUAUAUAGGGAGAGAGAGAGAGAGAGAGAGAGAAAUACAGAUAGAGAUAGAAAUCCAGAGAGAGAAAGAAAGAGAGAGAGAAAGAUAGUAACGAGACAAAAGUGAGGAAAAAAAAAGAAAAAACACGAGCUCUCCCCCUUUCUUACUUUGUAAAACGAAAGACUCGAUGGCAUUAUUAUUUUCGCUUUUUUCACGUACCGAAAGGGAAAAAAAACACGACGAUAGAAUAUAGAAGCGAAUAAAAACGAAUAAAAGGGGGGGGGGGGUUGUGAAUGAGGAAUAAAAAUACGAUGAACACAAGUUUCGGGGCGCGCCUCGCCGUUAUAGCUCUUAAUAAAAGAAAAAAAAGAAAAAAAAGAUAAGAUAGCGACAUUACUAUGUCUUAAUAAUUAAAGGGAAAAAGUGAAAUAAAAAAAAUGAAGUAAAUCAUUAAGCAAGAUUAUGCGUUUAUGUUAUUUAGUUCUAACCACUGAGAUGAGAACAAAAAAAAUGUAAUAAAAAUCAAUCAUGUUACCAAA
This is a messenger RNA of Vespula vulgaris, 15555 nucleotides long. It is a transcript of the gene cpx, whose product is annotated as complexin. Bases 583 to 1005 code for a protein of 140 amino acids. The transcript is spliced from 6 exons. NCBI's taxonomy places the organism in Eukaryota, Metazoa, Arthropoda, Insecta, Hymenoptera, Vespidae. Gene Ontology annotation, molecular function: syntaxin binding. Gene Ontology annotation, cellular component: SNARE complex; terminal bouton. The record is from RefSeq and is a predicted model, not a curated record. Gene Ontology annotation, biological process: regulation of neurotransmitter secretion; neurotransmitter transport; synaptic vesicle exocytosis.